Molecule: messenger RNA, 369 nt
Organism: Ilyonectria robusta
Lineage: Eukaryota; Fungi; Ascomycota; Sordariomycetes; Hypocreales; Nectriaceae
Exons: 1
Coding region: 1-369 (122 amino acids)
Source: RefSeq, a predicted model, not a curated record
AUGGAUCCUUUAAGCGACUCACAUCAUCUGCGCCCACGAACCAUCAAGCCACCGUCUCCAUUUGUUCCAUCGUUCAAACCAAAGCCAUCGACUCUCGCUGCACUCCGCGACGCCGUGACGCCGCUUCUUCUCACGCUGCUAGCCUGCAUGCCGUUAGCCGCCCCCUCCUCUCACCAAAUGUCUCGCUCCCCUAGCCUGACCGUUUAUUCCGCCUCUGUCCUUUUGGCUGGCGCUCGUCUCGUCACCGUUCCAGCCCAUAAAUCACCCCACAAGAGUGUCCGACUUUAUUGUCAGCCACAACGGGCCAGGUUCCCUUUUGAUUCCGCAUCCAUCCGCUACAACACACUACCCGACUCGAGCGCCGCAUGA